Molecule: messenger RNA, 2632 nt
Organism: Dromaius novaehollandiae (emu)
Lineage: Eukaryota; Metazoa; Chordata; Aves; Casuariiformes; Dromaiidae
Product: zinc finger protein 226-like
Exons: 2
Coding region: 635-1804 (389 amino acids)
Biological process (GO): regulation of transcription by RNA polymerase II
Cellular component (GO): nucleus
Molecular function (GO): DNA-binding transcription factor activity, RNA polymerase II-specific
Source: RefSeq, a predicted model, not a curated record
CUUAAAAAAAAACAACCCUUGCGAAGAGUGGUUGUUUCCUUGGGACACCGUUAAAAAUAUCCCGCUUGCGCUUAGUCGGGCGCUUCGGAAAAAUCCUUUAGGCAGUGCGGUUGUUUGUAGGUUAUUUGAGUCAGCCGAUCCAUCCGGCAGCUGCAGUGAAAGUAAACAAGCACGGGUCAAGGGUGUUGCGAUAGCUGUCCAGUCGGCCCAACUUUCUCAUGUAGCUCUCUUUGUGUAUGUGUUUUAUGCGGGUUUUUGAAAUUAAAUAUGCCUAAGGUUUGUGGGAUGUGCGGGUAACAGAAACGUCCCCCUGGAAGUGCAGCCCGUGGCCACGGGCAGCCAUCGGGUGCGGGUGCUCCCGCGCGGGCACCCCUUCCCUGCGCCGCAAGGCUGGGGAGCUGGGCUGGUUGCUCUGCUGCCCCUCGUGCAUGUGGCGCUUCAUGGGGCGGAGGUGGACUGGGGAUAUUGGCAAAACCAGCUGAGGGUUUCACACAGAGAGCUGCAGACCAUCCAGAUCAGUGUCUGAAAUGGAAAAUGAAGCUGCGAUGAAAGAAGGUAACCAUGAAAGGUCACAGGAAUUUGUACUGCCUGCCUCCACAAACACUAACAAAUAAGCACUAUAUGAUACCAUAGGAUGGAGGUGGACUUGGUUUCUGUUAAUGACGCUUGUCACACAGGUGAGGAAUACUCAGGUAAUUCCAGACAAACCUCCGAGAGGGUAGGCCGCAAAACUAGCCUCCAGCUGGAGGUGGAGGAAGAUUACUCACCACCUUCUAGUCCUGGGUGCAUCCCUGCUGGGCCUUCUGUCCGACAAGAAAUCCUUGUAGAACUACAGUGUGAAGAAGAGGAGACCUUUGAAACUUACUACCAGAAACGUAACUCAGCCACCCCUGGGGUUUUUGUCACCUCUAGUACCAACUUUGACCUGCAGUGUGAAGAUGAAGAUUUAGAGCGCUGUUCCUCUGAACACUCUGAGGAACCUCAAGGAGGGAUAAGCGAGGAUGAUGAAAGCAUCAUUCUUAUUGAUUCUUUUGAGGAGGAGGAGGAAGAGGACUUGGAGCCCAUCUCUGGAAGUACUUUGACUUACAGGAGCAAGAAAUGUGAUGCCUCUUUCCAGGAUGUGAGUGAGUUGCAAGAACACAAGCAAAUUCAUCUCGUGGAGAACUCAUUUCAGUGCCCUAUCUGUGGCAAAGAGUUCUUUCGUGCUGCAAACUUGCGAAUGCACAUGCUCAUUCAUUCCAGUGACAGGCCAUACAAAUGUCCAGAAUGUGAUAAGGGUUUCAUCCGCACAGCUGAUGUCUGGAGGCACCUACGCAACGUACACAAGAUAGAGCGUUCAAAGAUUUUAGGAAAUGGCGUGGCUAGGAACUUGUGGUCUUCGGUACACAGGAACCAGAAUGGUGGGAAGGAUGUUUAUCAGCAGUGUUCUGGUGACCAGAUGCCUGGAGAGGAAGAGUGUAGACCAUACAUCUGUCCAACGUGUGGCAAAGGUUUCCAUAAGCCUAACCUGCUUUCCAAACAUAAGGUGAUCCACCGGCAAGACAAGCCUUAUGAAUGUCACGAAUGUGGGAAGUCCUUUGUGCAGCUGCUCAGGUUGAAAAGACACCAGAAAACUCACUCUGGGGAGCGCCCCUUCUAUUGCGAGGAGUGUGGAGGGACGUUCACCCGGCUGGCAUCGCUCCAGCGCCAUCAGCGGAUCCACACUGGAGAGAAGCCCUAUUCUUGUGCUUACUGUGCUCAGGAUUUCACUGAGUCAGGUUCCUUGAGGAGACAUGAGCGCACACACAAAAUGAAAACUCCGUAGUUUCCGGAACUCUGCGCACUGGUGGCUACAUUGUUUCCUUUUGACAUAAUUUGUACAUUCUGAUUUGAAAAAUUCUGCUCAUAAAUAGAGGUGCAAAAAGGUCUGUCCCCAGUCACUGUCUGCAAGACAGCCAGUAUAACUCUGGCUAGAUGACAUGAUUCUUAAGGAACUCUGGUCCCUGCAGGGAAGACCAGUGUUUGCUGGUGGUACACCAUUCCUUGGCAGCUGCAAGAGGAAAUGCUUCCACUGCCAUUGUAUCAGGUUGAAGUCAAGAGAUGCACAGUUGCUGAGCGUUGUCAGGACUAGCUGGACUCAUCUGGGGCAUCUAAGUAUGUUGAAUUAGAGCUCUUGUGCACAUGUGAUCUCCAAAUUAUGAUAUUACUGUCUAGAUUAUCACCACCCUCUGGGGCUGGUUUUGCAGAACUGUCCUGAUAGGCUGCCCAGCCCACAUGACCAGAACAAUUCAUCCAUCCCUUCCAUCCAUACAUGCUGUCUUCUUUUACUGUAUUAAUUGUAAUAAUCCAUGAUUUGGAUUUUUUUUUAAGUGGCCAUUUAUCAUCUGUACCCCAUGCAAUUGUUACUUGCCUGUGGAGGUAUUGGUCCCUCAUGUGCAUAUAUAUUACUAGAGUUUUCCUUAUGAAUAUUGAUGAAUGAAGAGAGGGUUGUGUGCUUGGCUUCCAGUAAUGUGUGAGGAAGGAGUAUGUGAUUCUGUGCAUCCUGAGUUGAGGUAGAAGCAAGCCUUUAGCCUGGCCUUCUACUGCAUUACUGUAAGAGAUGUCUAAGAAUUUUAAAUUCAGAAAAAAAUGAUAAUAAAAAUGGUGAAAAUCU